CGGAGUUCCGAGGGUGCUGCUGCUCGCUGCCGCCGCCCUCCCUGCCUCCCUCUUUUUUGUCGCCCCCCUCCUCACGACUAUCCCUGUGAAGGGAGUGUGACCCUUUCUUCCUCGGGGGACCUCAGGCUCUUCUGCGCUUGAUGGUGCCCGUUAAAAAAUAAUAAUAAUAAAAUAAAUAAAAGGUGGGCUUCUCCCCAGAGACCCCCUUCAGGGCACCCUCGAAGCGAGAGGCUGGGCGAGCGCUGGAGCCGUGCCAUUCAGAAAACAACGACAAGAUGGCCACCUUCAAGCUGUUACUGCUAUUUUCUAUGUCUUCCUUGAGCUUCGUUGGUGGAAUAGAUACAGACCAGGAUUUUAGCUGGCAGUUAAAAAAAGUACCUCAGCUUGUGAAGGAAAAGACUUUCUCUCUUGACACUCCUAAAUUUGAAGCAAAUCCACAAUUAGAGCUGAGUGGCGUGUGUGGGAUUGAAUGCCAAAGGACACUGCCGAUGCCCCACCUGUCUGACUUGAAGGAUCUGCUGUCAUAUGAGACGGUUUUUGACAAUGGCACAAGGACCUUGACGGUUGUGAAUGUUCUGGGGGCGGAGCUUGACUCCCCUGCAAACGCCACCACUGCCAAAGUGCCGUCAAGAAUGAAGAGGCAGGUGUACGGCACGGAUAGCAGGUUCAGCAUCUCGGACACACGCUUUCUGACUAACUACCCCUUCAACACAGCCGUAAAGAUCUCCACAGGCUGCAGUGGCGUCCUCGUCUCGCCGAAGCAUGUGCUGACCGCUGCUCAUUGUGUGCACGAUGGCAAAGAUUACAUCAAAGGCAGCAAGAAGCUGAGAGUGGGCCUACUCAGACUGAAAUCCAAAGGCAAUGGCAAGAGGCGCAGGGGAGCCAGGAGGAGCAAGAGGGAAGAGUCAGGGGCGGAGGAGUACAGUGCUGAUGCCAAGCAACCAAAGCAGCGAUCUAGCAGGAGAGCUGGCAGAAGGCAAAAAGCAUCUGGGCUGAACGAGGGAAAACCUGAGGGAAAGCCUUCCUUCCAGUGGACCAGAGUGAAAAGUACUCACAUCCCCAAAGGCUGGUUGAGAGGCGUCGCUGGAGAUGUUGCAGUGGAUUAUGACUAUGCCGUCCUGGAGCUCAAGCGUCCCCACAAGAAGAAAUACAUGGAUCUGGGCAUCAGCCCAGCGAGCAAAGGGUCGCCUGGGAGCAUGAUCCACUUUUCUGGAUAUGACGCUGACCGACCAGGCCAGCUGGUCUAUCGGUUCUGCAGUAUCUCAGACGAAUCCAGCGAUCUCUUCUACCAGUAUUGCGAUGCUGAGUCUGGCUCUACUGGAUCAGGAAUCUACCUGCGCCUUAAAGAGCCAAGCAAUAAUAAAUGGAAGCGCAAAAUUAUUGCCGUGUAUUCCGGUCAUCAGUGGGUGGAUGUUAAUGGAGAACAGCAGGAUUACAAUGUGGGUGUUCGAAUCACUCCCCUCAAAUAUGCCCAGAUAUGUCUCUGGAUACAUGGGAACAAUGCGGACUGUGCUCAGGGCUGAUGCCACCUAAAAUCCUCUAAUAUCAGUGGCGCUAUAUAAAAAAGACCUACAACAGUAAAUGCAGAACACACAUUUAGUUGGGUCUGAUUAUUUUAUCUGAACUUGAAACCAGCCGGUCCUUUCUGAUAUACUGAGGAACUGGAAACAUUUACAUAGGACUUAGCAGUCGUUUCCUGCCCCGCCCCCCAAUUGUUUAAAUUGACCGCAGACCAUCGGUGAAGGUGCACUUAAAACCUCAAAUUGUAUUACUGUAUUUAUUUUUGUUUCUUUGUUUUGGUGUGUUUAUUUUUUGUGGUACGGUAAAUUUGAGUCAUUACUAUUUGACAAUAUAAAUGAAUGGCUCCUUUGCUGGUUUGCAUUUUUCAAGAGAAGCAUCUCCUCUUAUAACUGGUACUAUUAUAAUCUAUGAUUGUUUUGUUUUCAGCUUGUUUAGUUGUCUCAGGUUACUGCUGCAGUAAGCAUUUUCCUGUGAUGCAGGCUGCCUGUUCAUUAUUGUACAGUACCAAGUUGUGAAACACUGGGAUGAGACAAGAAACAAGCUCUCCCUUAGGACUUACUGUAGGGGAUACCUCUUUGGGCUGGCCUGCCUCUGCCAGAAGCAGAGCUUGGAGACGUUCCUUUUCUUGCACUACAGCGUUGUAGUCCGACGAAAGGAUGUUUCUAAGCUUGACUGUCAAGUUAGCUUAUCCUUGAUCGUAUGAAAGACACACAAAUACCAUUUUUGGGGUGGAGCUUGAUGACUGUACAUGCCCUCUAUUUUGGGGGAAAAUUAGGAAAGGGGGGACUAAUUUAAUACUUAUAAAUCAAAUUUUAGAAGAGGUGCAAAAAUGGGAAGUGUGACAUGCGCACUUGUUUCAGCCAUUGACUGUCCGGAACACAUCACUGGCUAUCAUUAACUGUCACGAGUGACAUCAUUUUUCACAAGAGCCUAGAGGGACAACUGCUCAUGCUAGUUUGGAAAACGAUACAGAUUUAAGCAUGCCAAAGAUCUGUAGGAUUGUUUCAAUCAUUCUGCCUGCAGAGUUCAUAAGAGUUAUCCCUUCAGGGAUCGUUGCAGUCCCAGGGGAGGCCAUGUACUGUACACUCUUGAUGGUGAGGACAGCCUUGCAGAGGGGAGGGGAGCUCCAUUCUCUUGUUAGGAAACAAAUAGAGCUGGGCCUUGAUGGGAAUGGGAAAGCCUGUAUAAUCAGGGGAACAAAUCACUAAUAGAUGACGACUUUGGUGCUAGGAUGUAAUAGUUUACAAAAGUCUAGUCCAUCUUUCCUCAGUUAGAAUAAUGGCAGGAGUGGGCACAUUAUGGGCACUCACCACCACCACCCCUGUUUCUGUAAUGGAUUCCCCCAACUUUGAUUUAUGGAAGGGUCAGUUGUGGUGACAGUCCUCAGAUAAAUCAAAAAUUACCACAGCAAACAUGUUUCAGUGUGUACAGAAUAUGUAGCUUAACUAAUGUGUACAGAAUAUGUAGCUUAACUCUUAUGUAAAUAUAUUAAAUGCCUUAUUAAUGUAGCAAUAAGCCUAUUGGGUUCAUGUCAAUUUUGAACCUCAGAUUUUUAUUAGAAAAGCAUUUUAAAUGAGUUUAAAUAUUGAACAUUUACACAUUUCUGUCAUUUAAAAAAAUUGUAUCAACCGAGCUUCCUUCUUCAAAUAUAUGUACAUGAAAGCUAUCUGUGACAAAAUUGUCAGAUAACAAUAAGAUGCAUAUUCCAGGUCAUAUGUGCUUGGAUUUACAUAAUGUAGAUUUUACUUGCAAUGAUCACAAAACUGUGGAGGAAAAAGCAAAGAUUUUAAACUAUAUAUCUAUAUAUGUGGAUCGUUAUGUCUUUGAAAGCACCUCCCUGCCAUAUGUAAAUGAAGUAUUCUUAAAAAAUAAUGUUGCAUGGGAUUGUUUGUGAGUCAAUGGUAAAUUUAAUACCUUCAAAGACAUUUUUCUUAUUUCUGUUAUUGCGACUUGUGCUUUUGAAAGCAUCCUAAACAAAAUUGAAAUCUGUAAUGAAAGUUCAGAGCACUUAUCCAAAAAUACUCUCGUUUUAAAUUGUUGAUGUUGUUUUUUUAAGCCCUCAUUUUGAAAGACAUCAAAUAUACAAAGUUGUUCUCAAAAGCAUGACAUCAGUAAGAGAAAUAUAAAGCCACAUUCAAAGGUAGACCAGAUAAAAGUGUUUUUUUUUUCCUAUUGCUUCAGUAGGAAAAUAACAUAAAAUAAUUUAGAACAACCUCUUUUCAGUUCAUUAAUCUAAAAUAUUUUCCUUUUAUUGAGGAAUGAAAGCAGUGGGGGAAAAUUUGUGGUAUACUUGAUAUUGCUGAACUCCAGUGCCCAUCAGACCUAGUCAGCAUAGCAAAUCAUUGAGUGACGGGAAUUAUAGUCUACUGACAUUUGAAGGUCCACAGUAUUCUCAUCUCCUCCCUAAAAUAUUCCUAAUGAAAAUAAUUACAAUAUAAAUAUGAGCUUUAAAAAAAAUUAAAAGCUGCACAGAUUUAAAUUUGAGUAUAGCUAUAUGGCUUGGGAAGCCAACAUGAUAUAUAUGUGUUGAAAUGAAGACGUGGUUUGGUUUAUCUUCUAUAUAGUGAGAUUGUUUAUUUUGUGCCUGAUGUAAAAUCAGGGGUGAACAAUUAUGGCUUUCCAGAUGAUUUUGGACUGCAACCCCUUGUAUACCUCAUAUCCAGGUGUGCUGGUUAGGACUAAUGGGAGUUGCAGUCCAAGAACAUCUUGGAAAGAGUUACAAUUGCCCACCUCUUGUGCCAAUUAAUAUCCAUAUUUACCUUCAUAACAUUUAUAAUCUUCAUAUUUAUCUUCACAACAUUCAAGCCAUAUAAAGAAGAACUGGAAACAGUUUUAUAGUACAGUAUAGGCUUCAUAUACGUAAGAAUAAGUGCCAUUUUAUCUAUCCAUGAAGGACUUCUGCUGUAAAUGCCAUCCGUCUGCAAUAAAGAAUGAGCCAUGCGUUCCAGGUGGGGAAUGAGGUUCGUGGCACUGGUUCCUUUGUCUUGCAUUACAAGAGAAGCCAGGACAGUGGACAUGCAAAACACGUUGUGAUGUGGCUGGCAAUUAUCUUGGGUAAAGAUUUAGGUUUAAUGUUUACAGGCCACAAAUUAGUGACAGUGCAUCCUGCUGAAGCUGAUACUAACUGGUUUCCAGAUUUGUUGGCAGAGAAAGGAGCAGCAGCAAGCAAGAGCCAAGUUAACUUAAAUGCGCCUUAAAAUUUAGCAUAGUUAGCCAAGCAUGUUUUCCCUUUGAAAAGAAAUCAAACCCACACCUCUUAGUCAAUGACGUUUUCAGGCUUUUCUAGGUAGAAAAUGAGUUAUCAUUCCCUUCUCCUGGGGCUGCCCUGGGACUGUGCAGCUUGCCCAAAGCCAUAAAGACAAGCAAUUCUGGGAUACAGAGUAGGGAACUGAACCCCGAACCUUUGGCUCAGCACUGAGUUAUCCAGCCAGCUAGGAAAGAUAAUAGGAUUCCUUAUUGCAGCUAGCUAAAGGUUGAAAUAUUGGGAGCCAUGGCUUACCCCUCAGUUCUUGAGAACAAAAGUAAGAUGUUAAGAAGCGAACCAUUGUUUUGAAGAUCUUUUUCGCAACAAACCAACAAGCAAAAGGGACUUGAUAAGUUGAGAAUUCCAGAGCAUCCAUGCAAAGCAGAUAGAUAAACAGACCUGGGUUUCUAGCUCUUAAUUAUUUUGGAGACCAUUCCUGACAAAUUCUCAAGCAAAGCUUUCAGAAAUAUUUAUAAGAUAACUGCUUGGUUCAGAGUCAGAAAGAAAGGAUCUUUGGGUUGAAGUUUACCUCACAUGCUUUAGAGCAGUGGUUCUUAACCUUUGUUACUCGGAUGUUUUUGAACUGCAACUCCCA
Molecule: messenger RNA, 5360 nt
Organism: Pogona vitticeps (central bearded dragon)
Lineage: Eukaryota; Metazoa; Chordata; Lepidosauria; Squamata; Agamidae
Gene: PRSS35
Product: serine protease 35
Biological process (GO): proteolysis
Molecular function (GO): serine-type endopeptidase activity
Source: RefSeq, a predicted model, not a curated record